UUAAUACCAGUCUAACAGGUUUCCAUUUCCGCCGACUAUUCCUUCAAAUUACGAGUUUGGGCCAGUGUUUCGUGAGCAUACUAAUACACUCCUUCAAACAUGGCCGACCAAAGAGCAGAAUAUGUCCAGAGUUCGAGGUUGGCAGAGGAAGCCGAGCGGUAUGACGACAUGGCUACAAAAAUGAAAAAAGUGGUCGAGAUGGGUGUGCCGCUGAGUAAUGAGGAAAGGAAUUUACUCUCGGUGGCAUAUAAGAACGUGGUUGGUGCAAAAAGAUCGUCAUGGAGGGUCAUCUCGAGCGUAGAGCAAAAGAUGAGCUCAGAUGAUAAGAAAGAAGAUGUAAAGAAGAGGGAAUUAGCUCAAGAAUAUCGUGCAAAGAUCGAAGGGGAACUUCGCGAAACUUGUAAUGAGGUUUUGAAAUUGAUCGACGAACACUUGAUCAAAAAUGUAAAACCAGAUGAUACAGAUAGCAAGGUUUUCUAUUUGAAAAUGAAGGGAGACUACUAUCGUUACCUUGCGGAGGUUUCUCAUUCUGGUGAUCGUAAAGAUGUUAUUGCAAAUUCCGAGGGUGCGUACAAGGAAGCUUCAGAUACCGCUUGUAACCUCAGCACAACACAUCCCAUUCGGCUUGGCCUUGCUCUCAACUUCUCCGUUUUCUACUAUGAGAUUUGCAAUCAGUCAGAUAAAGCUUGCGAACUAGCUAAAAAGGCUUUCGAUGAUGCGAUAGCUGAUCUUGACAACUUGAAGGAAGAUACGUAUAAGGACAGUACACUGAUCAUGCAGUUACUACGUGAUAACCUCACACUGUGGACCUCCGAUGCUCAGAAUACUGAAGAACCAGACCAGGAUGAAUAAAAAAAUAGACAAAGAACAUUUUCAAAAAAUAUUUUAUGUGGGGACAGUGGAAAAAAGUUGUAUUUGCUUUAUAAAUGUGGAAGCAGAAAAAAAUUGUUUGCUUUGUCCCUUUGCAAUGAGUAUUUGCAUUCUGUUAUUGCCAUGGACGGUCUUAAAUCAUUGGUAAGUAUAAAAAGUUCCUGACUAAGUAGAGGUUGUCAAAGUUGAGGAAUACAUUGAUUGUGAAAAGGUAGAAAUUAAUAAUGAUGAAAUGUUUGAUUAUCAUAGGCUUAAAAAACAGCAUGGGAUUUUUCAAUGUUGAAUUUUCAUGUUCAUAUAAUUAUUUGGGGUAUUGUAUUGGCUUUAUAUAUAACAUUAUGGAUGUUAAUAGCUGUAGAAGUCAGUUGAUCUGGGUAUUUUAACUUUCUAGAGAGAUUUAAGCUAUUUAUCAGUGUUAAAUUAUUUCUUCCAGCAAUUUUUGUGUAUAAAAUUCUGAUUUUUUUCAACUUUUCAUUUCAGUGAUAAAUUCAUUUAUAAUAAUAAAUUUGCUUUUUAUAAAUCAGUCACUUAAUGUAGAAAAUAGGGUUGAAUUUUGAUUUUCACAAUCACUGUAGAAAGAAACUUACAAUAAAAGGUCCUGAUCUUGAUUUCAAAGUUUGGCAUAUUUGUUUUGUUCAGUAAAUAUGAAAUUUGUGUCAACUCUGCUUGUAUAUUUGUGUCUAAUAUAUUUAGCAGUAAAAUUUGAAAAUGCUGACAGUGUUAACAGUUUAACAUACAUAAAUUAAUUCAUGUAGAACGUGUGACUUAAACAUGCUGAUAGUUGCUGAACUUUUUAAUUGUAUUUGUAACUUGAUUUACUUAAAUGACAAGAUACUUAUAGAAACAUAUAAUAGAAUGGUGUUUUUUUUUUUUUUUU
This is a messenger RNA of Mercenaria mercenaria, 1747 nucleotides long. Its product is annotated as 14-3-3-like protein 2. Gene Ontology annotation, cellular component: cytoplasm. The record is from RefSeq and is a predicted model, not a curated record. Gene Ontology annotation, biological process: signal transduction. NCBI's taxonomy places the organism in Eukaryota, Metazoa, Mollusca, Bivalvia, Venerida, Veneridae. The coding region runs from base 100 to 852 and encodes 250 amino acids. The transcript is spliced from 2 exons.